GGCCAAGAAGAGGGGAGGCCAAACAGAGAGUAGCUCCAAACCUUGGACUAAAUCUGAGUGUAAUUUCUUGAGCCAGGAUGGAAGGGGAGUCUUACCACAAUGAAACCACUGUCAACGGCACCCCCGUAAAUCACCAGGCUUUGGAACGCCACGGACUUUGGGAAGUCAUUACUAUUGCGGCUGUGACCGCUGUGGUCAGUCUGAUGACCAUUGUCGGCAAUGUCUUGGUUAUGAUCUCCUUCAAAGUCAACAGUCAGCUCAAGACAGUUAACAACUAUUACCUGCUCAGCUUGGCCUGUGCAGACCUCAUCAUUGGCAUCUUCUCCAUGAACCUCUACACGACCUACAUCCUCAUGGGACGCUGGGUUCUCGGGAGUCUAGCCUGUGACCUUUGGCUGGCACUCGACUAUGUAGCCAGCAAUGCUUCUGUCAUGAACCUUCUGGUGAUUAGCUUUGACCGUUACUUUUCCAUCACAAGACCACUGACAUACCGGGCUAAGCGUACCCCAAAGAGGGCUGGCAUCAUGAUCGGCUUGGCAUGGCUGGUCUCCUUCAUCCUCUGGGCGCCAGCCAUCCUCUGCUGGCAGUACUUGGUCGGGAAGCGGACAGUACCACCUGAUGAGUGCCAGAUCCAGUUCCUCUCUGAGCCCACCAUCACUUUUGGGACAGCCAUUGCUGCCUUCUACAUCCCUGUCUCCGUCAUGACCAUACUCUACUGCCGGAUCUACCGGGAAACAGAGAAGCGAACCAAGGACCUGGCUGACCUCCAAGGUUCCGAUUCUGUGGCAGAAGUCAAGAAGAGAAAGCCGGCUCACAGGACCCUGCUCAGAUCUUUUUUUAGCUGCCCUAGACCCAGCCUGGCCCAGAGAGAAAGGAAUCAGGCCUCCUGGUCAUCCUCCCGUAGAAGCAACUCAACAACAGGAAAACCAACCCAGGCCACUGACCUAAGUGCUGACUGGGAAAAGGCUGAGCAGGUUACCAACUGUAGCAGCUGUCCCUCUUCAGAGGACGAAGCCAAGGCUACCACUGACCCUGUCUUUCAAGUGGUCUACAAGAGUGAGGCCAAGGAAAGCCCCGGGAAGGAAUUCAAUACCCAAGAGACGAAGGAAACGUUUGCGAGCCCUCGGACUGAAAACAAGGACUAUGACGCUCCCAAAUACUUCCUGUCUCCAGCUGCUGCUCAUAGACUCAAAAGUCAGAAGUGUGUAGCCUAUAAGUUCCGAUUGGUGGUAAAAGCUGAUGGGACCCAGGAGACGAACAAUGGCUGUCGCAAGGUGAAAAUCAUGCCCUGUUCCUUCCCAGUGUCCAAAGACCCUUCAACAAAAGGCCUGGAUCCCAACCUCAGCCAUCAAAUGACCAAACGAAAGAGAAUGGUCCUAGUUAAAGAGAGGAAAGCGGCGCAGACCUUGAGUGCCAUUCUCCUGGCCUUCAUCAUCACAUGGACUCCUUAUAACAUCAUGGUCCUGGUUUCCACCUUCUGCGACAAGUGUGUCCCUGUUACCCUGUGGCACUUGGGUUACUGGCUGUGCUAUGUCAACAGCACCAUCAACCCCAUCUGCUACGCUCUCUGCAACAGAACCUUCAGGAAGACCUUUAAGCUGCUGCUUCUCUGCCGGUGGAAAAAGAAAAAAGUAGAAGAGAAGUUGUAUUGGCAAGGCAACAGUAAGCUACCCUGAAACCUUAGCAACUCCUCUCGAAAGAACAAUGAUCACGGUCUGGUUUGCUUGUUAAAGGAAUGUCGUCUGCCAUUCUGAGUCCCUGAAGGCUUG
Mus pahari (shrew mouse) is the source of this 1769-nucleotide messenger RNA. RefSeq names its product cholinergic receptor muscarinic 5 (gene Chrm5). Gene Ontology annotation, biological process: adenylate cyclase-inhibiting G protein-coupled acetylcholine receptor signaling pathway; gastric acid secretion; chemical synaptic transmission. The transcript has a single exon. Gene Ontology annotation, molecular function: G protein-coupled serotonin receptor activity; G protein-coupled acetylcholine receptor activity. The record is from RefSeq and is a predicted model, not a curated record. NCBI's taxonomy places the organism in Eukaryota, Metazoa, Chordata, Mammalia, Rodentia, Muridae. Bases 78 to 1676 code for a protein of 532 amino acids. Gene Ontology annotation, cellular component: dendrite; synapse; plasma membrane.